Molecule: messenger RNA, 2105 nt
Organism: Salvia splendens (bonfire salvia)
Lineage: Eukaryota; Viridiplantae; Streptophyta; Magnoliopsida; Lamiales; Lamiaceae
Exons: 5
Coding region: 65-976 (303 amino acids)
Source: RefSeq, a predicted model, not a curated record
AAUUUUCUAUGAAAAUUAUUGUAGAGAGAAAAUUAUUGGUUUGGAUAAGGAGAGUCAAAAAAACAUGGAGUUGCUGUAUCUCCUGUGCUCCAUCAUCUCCACCACCAUCACCUCCCUCCUGCUGUCCGUCUUCCUCCCCUUCCGCCGCAUCUCUACCGCAGAUGCCUUACUGAAUCGCCGUAACUCCGUUUCUCUCUACCAAGGCAUCGUCUUCCACGAGCGCCGCCGCCCUGUGCACCACUCAUUCCGCUACUCCGUCCGCUAUGCCCUUAUCGACCUCGACAAUGCGCCGCAUCCACCGCCCAAUCACCUCUCCGCCGAGGAAGCACGUUCAGCUUCCCACACCAACGGACCGGUUUUUCUAUUGACUAUACCUCCAAGCGUGGGAUAUGAGCAAAAUCCCUUGAGUGUGUAUUAUUGCUAUGAUAUUGAAGGCGAAACGAAAACUCUUACAAAAUGCAUUGCUGAGGUUACUAAUACUCCUUGGGGUGAAAGAGUGACAUUUCUAUUCAAUCCAAACUCGGAUUUAGUUGCCAAGCCUCUUCAUGUCAGCCCUUUCAUGGACAUGAUGGGGAAGUGGAGCUUGAGAACAAACGACCCUGCUGAUAAUCUCCAUAUAGUUAUAUCAGUACAGCACCCCGAACUUGGUAACUACUUCACUGCAUCAUUGACAGCCAAAAGAGUGGCAUCUUCAGCAUCAGACAAUCGCUCGUGGUUCUUCUGGUUGAUGCCCCAUAAAGUCGCGUUAUGGAUAUAUUGGCAUGCUCUCAAGCUUUGGUGGAAAAACGUAGCGUUUGUACAGCACCCGAGAUAUCAGAAUUCAACAUAUCGAGAAGAUGCUAUAAAACGCGAUGAGGGUAUCCAUUUGUGUCCCUCAUUUGGGAACAAGGAGGCGCUCAACCAUCAGAGAGAAGGAACAAAAAUGUCAAAUAAUCACUGCUUCACUUGGACUGAUGCUAAAUGGCCCUGGUGUUGAAUCUAACACUUGUAAGUAUGUGUUGUUGUGUCUGCACAAAAUCAAAGCAUUCUCAAUCAUUUGCCAUGUAAUAUAAUUCUACAUAUUAAAUUGUUGUGAACUUGUGAUGGUGGUACAUUUGCCAUGUAUGAAGGAUUUUUACCUUAUGCUUCGUCCAUUGCAUCCAUGAAGUGUUACCUCAAUUCGUGCAUUCAAGUGUUGUACUAUGAAGGUUACGAGGUAUUUUCUAUAUAUUUUGUUAUAAUGAGUUUAUGUUUUCUUUAUUGUUUGAAACAACUAUAUACAGUUAUCACUCGUUUCAUUUUUGUCCUUGUAAUGUUAUUUAUUUAUCUCAGUCUUUACUUGCUAUUUUUAUUGUAUGCAUUCCUCAUACAUCACCAAGAGAUUAAUAUUAUUAUUACUAUUUGGGUUCGGGUUGGGAAUGGAGCCCAAUCAAGAUUUUGGUUCGAUCUAUGGACCGGAGAGUAAAUCCUUAAAUUCCCAAGAUUGUUCAGUCAGAAAGGCUAUAUUAUUCAAGAGAUGGGGUGUUGGGUUAAUGGACAAUGGAGAUGGACCUUCAGCUCAAGAAGGAAUUUGUUUGCCUAGCCUAGGAGGAAAAAUUAUUUGGAAACUUUAUUUAUGCUGUGAGUCGCACCAUUCUAAGAGAAAACAGAGUGAUUUGAGAGUGUAGUUGAGUGAUAAUUUCAGCUCCUUCUCAAAUUCUGACUUCAUUGUGUUUAUUAUGUAGGACACGAAGCUCAUAGAGAACGCGGACACUCGAGGAAGAUGCGAACGUUGCCCUGCCACGAGCUCAACUUCAAGUGUGGUUUCUCUUACAUGGAAUACUCAACACCAAUGAAACAUUACUCAGAUUUGGUGCAACCGAAGUUCAUGAUAGUUGUGUUUUGCGCAAGGUAGAACCGGAAGCAAUUAAACAUCUAUUCUUAUGCUGCAAAUUUGCUAAUAGUCACUGUUGUUACUCUCUCCGUCCCGCUUUAGGAGUCAUGGUUUAUCAUUUUUGUGUGUCACACUUUAGGAGUCCCGGUUGAAAUAUUCCAUAAAUGGUAAUAGGCCUCACAUUCCAAUAACUUUUUUCCUCUCACAUUUUAUUAUAAAAAUAAUAUACUAUAAAAGUAGGAUUCGCAUUCCA